UUUCGGAAUCAGCCGCGGCGUGCGACGGACGGACGGCCAGCCAGUCCGCACCGAACCAUCGCAUCGACACCACGCACCGUUCACACGGACGUGCACACUUUAGCGUGAUAACUUUAAAAAAAAAGCCGGCCGUGCUUCAAAAGUGACAGUGCGACAGUGACCGGAAUUGAGUGAUCCGAUUUUUUUCCUCCCGAGGACUUGAAUUGCAACGUGCAUUCGACAACGAAUUGAAAUUACAACGAUACGAUUUUUGUAACAAUUUGCACGAUAUCAUUGAAGUGCAGGACGUGGGAUGUUUCAACACUGAUGACGUCUUUAUUAUAAAGGUGCUGAAUCCAAAUUAAGAUGACGUGGCUUCGAGUUUCAACGUGCUUCCUCGCACUCUCGGUGCUGCUCGCGCCGACCCUCGCCUCCGUGUGCCCCGACGGAUGCGUCUGCAGCACCACACGCGACGGCCUCCACCGUGCCACCUGCAGCAGUCUCACUGAAUUAUACAAGUUCACUCUCCGCCAGAAACAUCACAAUAUAAACAUCCUAGAUCUCUCACAUAACAACAUUACGAAGCUCAACCAUGAACUCGACCGGCUUACAGAAGUUGUCACGCUGGAUUUGUCUACCAACGGUAUUCAAACUCUCAAUAAAUUCUUCCACAAUGCAAAGAAAUUAGUUCAUCUUAACUUAGCCAACAACAGGAUACAGAAGCUUUCUUUAGUCCAUUUACCUUCAAGCGUUAGUUCAUUAGAUUUAACUAACAAUCUGUUGAAAGAUGUGCCUUCGGAUCUCGGACAUUUAGUUGGUCUUGAGCAUUUAGAAAUGGAAGGCAAUCCCUUGGACUGCUCGUGUGAAAACAUAUUGGCACGGGAUCGUUUGCUUCUUGCAAACGUUUAUAUAGAUACUGUCAAAUGUGCUUCACCUAAAAAGUUUCGCGGAAAGUCCUGGCUAGAACUCAAAACAAAAGAUAUAUGUAAAGUUCCUAAAACUGAAAAUAACUUCAUGGAUAUGAUGAUGGGCGACCAACCUAUCGAUGCCGUUCAAAUCGGUGAGGAAACUACUGCAUUGAAAUCCAUGCCCCUUGUAGCCAAAAGUGAUUUGGAAGACGGCAAUGUAAUACAAGGAAGUGAUGUCGUAGAAGACGACGAUCACCUACAGUUUUUAAAAGUAGGGCACAAUGCUUCGCCUGCACCUUACGGUCAAAUUGAAGGGUCAGGCGAUGGAGAUGCUGAACAAACUACAAUGAUUGUAUUCAUGGACACUAAUCAAGGACGUAAAAUUGAUCCGGAUUUAGCGGGAGAUGAAGUAAUACCCGCAGACAUUGAACAGACUACUGAAGACCCUCUGGAGGAUGGUUCUGGAGAAGGUUCCGGAUUCUACGGUAUUUCAGAUAGAAGUCAUAUAGUAGAAACUACUACUACCACUACUACUGUUUUUGAGGAUCUUAAUCCAGAACCCGUACACCCGCUCAUAGACGAUGACAAUAAGAUGAGCACGGAAUAUCCUUUACCAGAAAAGAUAACAUUGUACCCUGGUGGUACUGAUUGGAUCAAUUCUGACCCAGAAACCACAACUGCGAAACUUAUGACGUCACCAACUCCACGUGAUACUACGGUAUCUCAACAAAUUCGCGUAACCCAGGCAUCUGAAGUUCAUGGACAAAUACUCGCUGAAGAUGAAAACCAGGCACCUCACAAGACUGGCACUUAUGUAUGUAUCGCAAUCAUUGUAAUAUUACUUGUUGGUUUGAUCGGAUUUGCUAUAAUUAAAGGACAAAUGAGGAAACGGAGAGAUAGAAGGCUUUUACGGCAACAAAAGAGAGACGUAGAAAAGGCAUCUAAAGAAAUGGUGGACAUGAAUAAGUCCUUAUUGGGAAAACCAGCUUUAGAAGCUCCAGUUGAUAAAAAAGUUAAUGGCAAAUACGAACUCGUGCCAACACACGAAUCCCCUCAGAAGAAAAGUGACAAUGGAGACGUUGGCAACGGCGUCAACCACGGUAAUGGCUUAAGAACUGAAAGCCCUAGAGACACCAAUCAGAAUAAAAGUAGCUCUAGAGAUAAUAAUUUAGCAGACGAUAAGCUACCACAACACGAGACUUCCUUCGAUUCAGAGCCUGCAUCACCAGAUUCCAGAAAAGAUACUAAUUCUUUGUCAAGUGAAGAUAUAUUUGUACCUAUUAAUGAUGAUGAUGGUCCUAAACUAAACGGUACUGGUGACUCUGAUAUAUCUCAGCCACUAAUGAAUGGGGACCAAAACACUGAUUCUGAUUUCUUGUCACCGUCUCGAGAAUAUGUACCAGUUUACUCACCCGAUAUGGGUAGGGUGCGUAUAAAAAUGACGGAAACGCCGAAACCCAAAACGCCGGUACUAGUCACCAGGAGUAGAUCGAACGCUGGAGACAUCAUUAUAACGCCGACAGAUGCGCUGAAGUCGACCACUUGAAAUCCGGUCUCAGUCGAGAGGACAAUAACACUUCGUGUAUAUAAGUGUCAAACAACAAACACUUCACUAUUGGCGAAAUUCUGUGAUUAUAUUGAGUGUGUAGUUAGGUCAAAUCUCGAGUACGACGGAUUGAAAUCGUUUCGUUCAACUGUGUGUAAGUCUAGAACCUUUGCUGCCAAAGUGUGUUUGUAGUCGACAGUGCCUUUAUAUUAACAUUGUUAGUGGUAUUUAUAAAAGUAUAUUGCGCAAUAAGUAAUAAAAAUAUUUUUAUACGUGUAAAAAGUGUUGCCAUGUUCAUGAUAGUUGUAAAAGUCUUGUUAGUUAUAUACCGUGGUCGUGCGGAGCUAGAUGCCGGGCGUGAGGGCGCGGGGGCGCGGGGGCGCGGGUAGCGACCGACUCAUGUUGUUGUACAAACAUUGUGUUCUGUGAAUCUGUGCGGUACGUUUAUCCUGUAUGUCCAGUUAUGUGUAUAGUAUAAUGGGGUACAAUUCUUGAAUUGUUAAAUUUUCAAUGGUUGUGUACUUACUUCUACCCAGAGAAUAUUUAUCUAUACAAUUAUGUAUAACAACGUAAGGUCCAACUGGCUAUGUCUAGUUAUUGUUUUCUCAUUUCUGUGGAGAGAUUCAUUCUUUCAUGGUCUGGCUAAGCAUAAGUUCCUUAGUAAUUUUAUUGAGUUUAGAGUUUAAGAAUGUGAUACCAUUUAUUUUAAGUAAUCUGAACUAUUUUCAAAUUAUGUAUAUAACUAAAUCAAAUUCGUUUAGUGUAUAUUUCGUAGAUCUUUAUAAUUCAUCUUUUUUAUUUUAUAUUGUAACUAAGAUACUGCUUUUAAAUUAAUUACUCUGUAUCUUUAUGCUUUUACUGACCUAAUUUAAAUUAUUUUAAUGAAUGUAAACGUAUCAAGAUUUUAUAUGAAUCAGAUUUUUCAGAAUAAUGAACAAAACAGAACAAUAAAUAGUUCAGUAAGCAAAUAUAAAUUUAAUGUAUUUUUAUUUCGAACUAUUUUACGAUAUAAAUGGUUGAAUCAAGUU
Trichoplusia ni (cabbage looper) is the source of this 3461-nucleotide messenger RNA. It is a transcript of the gene wdp, whose product is annotated as protein windpipe. The transcript has 3 exons. The record is from RefSeq and is a predicted model, not a curated record. Gene Ontology annotation, molecular function: protein binding. NCBI's taxonomy places the organism in Eukaryota, Metazoa, Arthropoda, Insecta, Lepidoptera, Noctuidae. Bases 346 to 2433 code for a protein of 695 amino acids.